UGACCCCGCUCGGCUCCCGUCCCCGCGCAGACAUGGCGGCCACGGUGCUGGUGACCGAGCGGGGCCGCCGGUGCCUGUGGGCGCUGCAGUACCAAAAAUGGAUUUGGGGACAAAGAUGCCUGAAAUUUGCUUCAACAACAGAAAGAAGAAACAUAGAGAAGGUCCUCAUUGCAAACCGAGGAGAAAUUGCAUGCAGAGUGAUGCGGACGGCCAGAAAGAUGGGUGUGAAGUCUGUAGGAGUUUACAGUGAUGCAGACAAGAAUUCCAUGCAUGUUGCAAUGGCAGAUGAAGCAUAUUUCAUUGGUCCAGCUGCCUCUCAGCAGAGCUACUUAGACAUGGAAAAAAUAAUACGAGUGGCCAAAAUAUCAACAGCACAGGCUAUUCAUCCAGGGUAUGGUUUCCUCUCAGAAAACACUGAGUUUGCCGAGCUGUGCAAGCAAGAGGGAAUCAUCUUCAUAGGCCCUCCUUCAUCUGCUAUCAGAGAGAUGGGUAUUAAGAGCACCUCCAAGGCUAUAAUGUCUGCUGCUGGGGUUCCUGUCAUUGAAGGUUAUCAUGGUGAAGAUCAGUCGGAUGAAUGUCUAAAGGAACAUGCCAGGAGUAUUGGGUAUCCAGUAAUGAUUAAAGCAGUUCGUGGAGGCGGAGGAAAGGGUAUGAGAAUUGCUCAGUCAGAAAAGGAGUUUCUGGACCAACUAGAAUCAGCCAGGAGAGAAGCAAAGAAGUCUUUCAAUGAUGAUGCCGUGCUGAUAGAGAAAUUUGUAGACAAUCCAAGGCAUGUUGAAGUCCAGGUGUUUGGUGACCAGCAUGGCAAUGCAGUCUAUUUGUUUGAAAGAGAUUGCAGUGUGCAGAGAAGACACCAGAAAAUCAUUGAAGAAGCUCCUGGGCCAGGAAUUGAGCCUGAAGUGAGAAGGAAACUUGGAGAAGCUGCUGUCAAAGCAGCUAAAGCUGUGAACUACGUGGGAGCAGGAACUGUGGAAUUUAUUAUGGACUCUCAACAUAAUUUCUACUUUAUGGAAAUGAACACCAGGCUUCAAGUGGAGCACCCAGUUACUGAGAUGGUCACAGGGACUGACUUGGUGGAAUGGCAGCUGAGGGUUGCAGCAGGAGAGAAAAUUCCCCUAAUGCAGGAAGAAAUUGCACUCAGUGGCCAUGCAUUUGAAGCCAGGAUAUAUGCUGAAGAUCCUAAUAAUAACUUCAUGCCAGGGGCUGGACCCUUACUCCACUUGUCUACACCACCACCUGACAGUUUUACCAGGAUAGAAACCGGGGUCAGACAAGGUGAUGAAGUUUCUGUACAUUAUGAUCCCAUGAUUGCUAAACUAGUUGUUUGGGCUGAGGAUCGCCAAGCAGCAUUGAGAAAGUUGCGGUACAGCCUCCUUCAGUACAAUAUCGUAGGACUAAGCACCAAUAUUGAUUUCUUACUAAGCCUGUCAGGACACCCACAUUUUGAGGCUGGAAACGUGCACACCAAUUUCAUUUCUCAACACCAUGAUGAACUGUUUCCAGCCAAACAGGCAACCCCAAAUGAAAUUUUGUGUCAGGCUGCUCUGGGACUCAUACUGAGAGAGAAAAUGAUAACAGAUGCUUUUAGAGUUCAGUCUGGUGAUAAAUUCUCACCAUUUGCAUCCAGCAGCGGUAGAAGAAUAAAUAUAUCCUACACCAGAAACCUGACUCUCCUAGAUGGUGAAAACAAUGUGGACAUAAUUAUAAAUUACAAUCAUGACGGUUCAUAUAACAUGCAGAUAAAAGAUGAAGCUUUCCAUGUUUCUGGAGACAUUUCUAAUGACGGAGAUUUGACUUACCUGAGAUGUAUAGUAAACGGGAGUGUUUGUAAAUCUAAGCUGGUCAUUUUGGACAACACUAUUUGCCUCUUCUCACUGAAAGGCAGUGCACAAAUUGGGCUUCCAGUACCUAAAUACUUAUCUGGAGCGAGUGCAACAGGAACUCAAGGAGGUGCUAUAGCACCUAUGACUGGGACAAUUGAAAAGGUAUUUGUGAAAGCAGGGGACAAGGUGCAAGCUGGAGACCCUCUAAUGGUUAUGAUAGCUAUGAAAAUGGAGCAUACCAUAAGGGCUCCAAAGGCAGGAAUAAUAAAGAAGGUUAAUUACCAAGAAGGCUCUCAGGCCAACAGACAUGCUCCACUAGUUGAGUUAGUGGAUGAAGACAUCGAAUCAAAUUGAACUCCAAGGAAGGUGCUAAUUUUUGCUUUCUUGGUUUUCUCCAAGAAAAGGUGUCUUUAUAGUUUGUUCAGCAUUCCAUGGACAUAGUUACAUGGCAGAUUGUGUCCACUUCCCCUAAAAACUGGACAUUACUAAAUUGUAAUAAAAGAUAAACAGCUAAGGGUCUGAUCCUGCAAUCCUUAGUGUAAAAUUCCUAUUGAGCAAUUACAUUUGCCUGAUUAGUGACUGCAGGAUCUGUCCUUAAAUUGGUAUUUACAGGUGUUUUUGUAGCGAUUGGAGACCAGCUUCCAAAGUAUUGGUUCUUGUCUACUUUGUCAUUAUGAGCUGCCUUAUUUUUCCCCUUAAACUUUCCUACAUUUCAGACUCCUUGUCAGGCAAUUUGAAAACUGACCAUGCUAGGCUUAUUUAAAUGAGUGCAUAAUAAUAAUAUCAUCCUUACUGAGGCAAAACGCCCAUAAAUGGCCUGAGUUUUGCCUGAGUAUUGAAUGCAGGAUUGGUCCCAUCACAUAUACUCUUAGCUAAGUCACUUUAUCUCUUGGUGCCUCUUGUUUAUCCAUUUGUAAAUGGGGAUAAGGGUGCUUAGUUACGUCACUCGGGGGUGGGAGGUGUGAGGGAGAUUGAAUUUCCAUAAUUAUUGUAAAAUACUUGGAAAAUCUCUGAUGAAAGGUGUUAUAGAAGGGAAAAGAAAUAUUAUUGCUAUAUUAAUCAAAACUGAAUCUGUUUUCAGGAUGGAUUAUUUUAUCUUGAGAGCUCAGAUUGUAAUACAGAAAGACUGUACAUUUAUUUAAUAUUAAAAUAUUUGUGCCAUAAUAAAAUACAUAUUUUAAAAUUCA
Messenger RNA from Malaclemys terrapin pileata, 3010 nucleotides. It is a transcript of the gene MCCC1, whose product is annotated as methylcrotonyl-CoA carboxylase subunit 1. The transcript is spliced from 19 exons. Lineage: Eukaryota; Metazoa; Chordata; Testudines; Emydidae. Bases 33 to 2177 code for a protein of 714 amino acids. Gene Ontology annotation, cellular component: mitochondrion. Gene Ontology annotation, molecular function: methylcrotonoyl-CoA carboxylase activity; ATP binding; metal ion binding. The record is from RefSeq and is a predicted model, not a curated record.